UGGGACGCACGUGCUUCGCAUGUGAUUGUUUAGAGGUUCCGUUCACCUCCUCAAGUCUGUCCUUAUCUCUUUAACCGCCUCAUUAAUCACCUUUCUCAUCGCCGCUCCGCAUUCCGCCAUUCCUUUUCUCAUCGCCGCUUCGCAUCCGGUGGGACUUACUCGUUCUCCUGUCGGAAUAAGCCUUCCCCGUUCCUCCCUCCUCCUGCUCACCAUCUCGCAGUUCAGUCUGUAGAUGGCGGCUACGUACAAACCCAAAAACAUACUCAUAACCGGAGCGGCAGGCUUCAUUGCGUCCCAUGUCGCCAACCGCCUCGUUUGUAACUACCCCCAGUACAAGAUCGUGGUUCUCGACAAGCUUGAUUACUGCUCCAACCUCAAUAACCUCAACCCAUCACGCCCCUCUCCCAACUUCAAGUUUGUCGAGGAUGAUAUUAGGAGCGCUGACCUCAUCAACGACCUCCUGAUCACCGAAUCGAUUGAUACCAUCAUGCAUUUUGCAGCCCAGACCCAUGUUGAUAAUUCUUUUGGUAACUCCUUUGAGUUCACCAAGAACAACAUCUACGGCACCCACGUUCUCCUGGAUGCCUGCAACGUCACUGGUCGGGUUAGGAGGUUUAUCUAUGUUAGCACUGAUGAGGUCUAUGGAGAGACAGAUGAGGAUGCCACGGUUGGCAAACACGAGGGGUCUCAACUUCUGCCAACCAACCCAUACUCGGCAACAAAAGCCGGGGCUGAGAUGCUUGUUAUGGCUUAUGGAAAGUCAUACGGCUUGCCUGUGAUCACUACCCGAGGAAACAAUGUGUAUGGGCCAUUUCAAUUUCCGGAGAAGCUGAUCCCAAAAUUUAUUCUUUUGGCCAUGAGAGGGCAGCCACUUCCGAUUUACGGUGAUGGCUCCAAUGCUAGAAGCUUUUUGUACUGUGAGGAUGUUGCAGAGGCUUUUGAUGUCAUCCUCCACAAAGGAGAAGUUGGGCAUGUUUAUAAUAUCGGCACAAAGAUAGAAAGGAGAGUGAUUGAUGUGGCGAAGGACAUCUGUGCACUUUUUUCACUAGACCCAGAUAAGGUCAUUCAGUUUGUGGAAAAUCGGCCUUUCAAUGACCAGAGGUACUUUUUGGAUUAUCAGAAGCUGAAGAACCUGGGAUGGUCGGAGCGGACUGCAUGGGAUGAUGGACUCAAGAAGACGAUGGAGUGGUAUAUGAGCCAUCCAGAUUGGUGGGGAGAUGUUUCAGGAGCACUUUUGGCUCAUCCACAGAUGUUGAUGAUGCCUGGUAUUGAAAGGCAUAUUGAUGGUUCUGAAGAAACCAAGUCCAUGGCUUCUCAGUCGAUGACCUCUAAUAUUCAGAAUGGGAUGGUGCAUCCUGCCUCAAAAAGCAGUGUGAUGCCACCUAAGAAAUCAUAUUUGAAGUUCUUGAUCUAUGGUAGAACUGGAUGGAUAGGGUGCCUUCUUGGCAAGGUAUGCGAGAAGCAGGGCAUACCAUAUGAGUAUGGAAGGGGGCGUUUGGAAGAGCGUUCCCAUAUCAUACUGGACAUUCAGAACGUGAAGCCAACUCAUGUUUUCAAUGCUGCUGGUGUGACUGGUAGACCUAAUGUUGACUGGUGCGAAUCUCAUAAGCAGGAGACAAUUCGGUCGAUUGUCGUGGGAACUCUGACUUUAGCGGAUGUUUGUAGGGAGCAUGACCUGUUACUGAUGAAUUAUGCUACCGGUUGUAUUUUCGAGCAUGAUGCUAAACAUCCUGAAGGGUCGGGCACUGGAUUCACGGUGGAAGACAAUCCAAACUUUAUUGGAUCCUUCUAUUCGAAAACUAAAGCAAUGGUUGAAGAGCUUUUGAGGGAAUAUGAUAAUGUCUGUACCCUUAGAGUUCAAGUGCCAAUAUCUUCUGAUCGUAGCAAUCCAUGUAAAUUCAUUACUAAAAUUACUUGUUAUGACAAAGUUGUGAACAUUCCAAAUAGCAUGAUGGUUUUAGAUGAACUUGUCCCCAUUUCAAUUGAGAUGGCAAAGAGAAAUUGCAGAGGCGUAUGGAACUUUACCAAUCCUGGUGUGGUGAGCCACAAUGAGAUGGAUUCGAAGCUGCUAAAGUCAUAGUAGCACCUCGAAGCAAUAACGAGAUGGAUACUACAAAAUUGAAGAGUGAGUCUCCCGAGUUGUUGUCCAUCAAAGAUUCUCUCAUCAAAUGUGUUUUUGAGCCAACCAUCCAGGUCCUUUCUCACUGAUAAGCUUCCUCAAUGUCACAGUACGACUUUCAUCAAUACAAACUUGAUUAAUGACAUCAUUAAUGUCAUCCAACACAUGGCAGUAUGACUAUCAUCAUACAAACUCUGCAUCAGGAAUACUUAUCUAAGCAGGAGGAAAAACUUGAUUAAUUUUAUUAGGUAGUCUGUUUUGUUGUUCUUGUUUAGUUUCUUUACAAGAGACUAUUAUUAUUUGUCCUCUAAAUUUGGACUGUCCAAUUUACUAGCUACAUUCUUUUUGAUGCAUCCAUUUGUUUUUACAUUCUACAUUCUAUUUGUCAUUUUCUUCCUCUACUUUCAGAAUAUUUCUAUGGAAUCUAUAAUUAUCUUUUGAUCUCGUGCACUUUGGAGUUCGAAAUGUAGUUUGAUUUUUUAUUUAUUUAUAAUCGUGUGUGAUCUGCUAGUUGUGCACAUUUUGUUUAGUAUUUUGAAUUAUUGUUUAUUAGUUGAUUCUGGUGAACAUGGAACAAAGUACAGAGGAUAACUAUGACAUGGAUGGUGGGGGGGAGGAUGAGGGGUGAUUAAAAUACUUGUUCGGGUGGGUACUUAGUUGCCUUUCAUUAACAGGAAAUCAGUUUUGACAAGAGGUGGAUGUUAUUGUUGAGAUUGAUCAAAGGAUGUUAUUUGGAAGAAUGUUUAAAUAAUAUCAUUGCUCAGUGAAAACGUUUUUGAGUUUCCUAGUCGAUUUGUUGAAAAAGUAUUUUUCAGGUUUUCUUUAAUGAGUCAACAUGAGAAAUGCUUGAUUCACCUAUGUUCAUACUUUUUCAAUUUCUUGUACUUUGGAUGCUCUGGUGAUAUUUCUUCCUGUUCUGUAAGCGAAUUCAUGUUGGCUUAUUGUAUUGAAUAUCUUAUUACCAUGGUGACAAGCUUGCUGAUUGAGGUUAUGGAUGUUGUUGUUUCACCCGGUGGUUGAUUUCUCAGUUGAAGAACUUCGUUGAUACUAUAACUCUAGUGUUUUCAGUCAACUGAUCUUUACUUUUGUUGUGCGAUGUUGUUUGUCCAAGAUGAUUUCUACAGCUUAAGUGCUAAAAUCUCUACUUAUGUUGUGUGCUGAUCUUUGUCCCAGAUAAUUUCUUCAGCUCAAGUAAAUUAUGUAUGAUUGACGAAUGAUAGCUGAAUUUUUGUUUCCUG
This is a messenger RNA of Musa acuminata AAA Group (dessert banana), 3357 nucleotides long. RefSeq names its product trifunctional UDP-glucose 4,6-dehydratase/UDP-4-keto-6-deoxy-D-glucose 3,5-epimerase/UDP-4-keto-L-rhamnose-reductase RHM1. The record is from RefSeq and is a predicted model, not a curated record. Gene Ontology annotation, biological process: nucleotide-sugar metabolic process. Gene Ontology annotation, molecular function: dTDP-glucose 4,6-dehydratase activity. The transcript has 4 exons. Lineage: Eukaryota; Viridiplantae; Streptophyta; Magnoliopsida; Zingiberales; Musaceae. The coding region runs from base 233 to 2080 and encodes 615 amino acids.